AUGCAGGACAGUACAAUCCUCAACAACCUGGCCCACGUGGAACCACGGGAUCAGAGACGUCCUGGACAAGCUCUGAUCCCUCGAGUUUUGGAUACGUUUUCCCUUGAUGCGCCUAAUGGAAGGCACAGAUGCCUUGUUACAGAGCCUGACCUCCAUACGGGGAACAUAAUGUUUCGCUUUCCAAACAGCAUAGAUGAGCUAUCCCCUGGAGAAUUAUACCAAAAAUACGGUCAGCCUAACAUCGAGCCAUUUGUGCGCCUUGAUGGCAAGCCACUCUCCGACGGCGUUCCCACUCACGGUGUUGUGUCCAUUUUGCUAGGGAAAGAAAGCGAGCUUGUGACCCUCUCUGAAGCCAAAAUUUUUAUCAAUGACUUUGGAGAGUCGUUUCUGCCCUCAAUUACUCAACGUCACUAUUCCAAUACACCCGGCAUCCUUGCUCCUCCGGAGACCUACUUUUUGCUUCAUGAACCGUUGUCAUUUCCCUCUGAUGUAUGGACUCUCGCAUGUACUCUCUGGGAUAUCAUUGGACAAAGGCCACUGUUUGAGGGUUUCAAUCCGUCCAGCGACUGGAUGAUAAAGGAGCACGUGGACGCACUUGGCAAGUUACCGUGCGAUUGGUGGCAUCAAUGGGACGCACGAGAGAGAUGGUUUACGGAAGAGGCCAAGAGAACGUCCGAGAGAGCAGGCAGAUCAUUGGUUAACCGCUUCGCUGAUUCUAUACAGGAGCCACGGCGCGAAAGCGCAAUGGCGGAUGUUGGGGAAGCCGAGACGCAUGCCGUGAUUGAUGAGUGGCGUGGUCAGGGCCAAAGGAUGGUUUACUCGGCACAGGAUAUCGUGGGUUGA
Molecule: messenger RNA, 843 nt
Organism: Histoplasma mississippiense
Lineage: Eukaryota; Fungi; Ascomycota; Eurotiomycetes; Onygenales; Ajellomycetaceae
Exons: 4
Coding region: 1-843 (280 amino acids)
Biological process (GO): protein phosphorylation
Molecular function (GO): protein kinase activity; ATP binding
Source: RefSeq, a predicted model, not a curated record